This is a messenger RNA of Centropristis striata (black sea bass), 5145 nucleotides long. It is a transcript of the gene tmem161b, whose product is annotated as transmembrane protein 161B. The record is from RefSeq and is a predicted model, not a curated record. The transcript is spliced from 12 exons. NCBI's taxonomy places the organism in Eukaryota, Metazoa, Chordata, Actinopteri, Perciformes, Serranidae. Bases 253 to 1731 code for a protein of 492 amino acids.
ACACCUUCUUACCCAGAGUUUUAGCGUGACCUCUACUGCAGUUGAAAAUACUUGGGACCGGAGGUUGAAUCCAUUGAUUAUUGACGAUGUAACCCAUCUCUGCAAGGAUACGGUGGCAAUUUGAAUGAGAAACCCCUUCAUUUUGUGCAUACCCAUCGUAAGAAGGGCUUAUGUGCUCCUCGCCGCUUGAUUUCCGACUCGGGGUGCUCAGUGUUGCCGGGGUAGAGUCCGUUUCAGCUGCACUGCAUCAACAUGGGUGUGAUCGGUGUGCAGCUGGUGGUUACCAUGGUAAUGGCCAGUGUAAUUCAGAAAAUCAUACCUCAUUAUUCCUUCGCAAGAUGGCUACUCUGCAGUGGCAGUCUGCGGUGGUAUCAGCACCCUACGGAAGAUGAGUUGAGGAGCUUAGCUGGGAAACAAAAAGGACAGAAGAAGAAAGACAGGAAGUACAAUGGUCACAUAGAAAAUAAGCCGCUAACAGUUCCCAAGGACAUAGACCUACAGCUGGAGACGAAAUGCAUCACAGAAGUCGACACAUUAGCAUUGCACUACUUCCCGGAGUUUCAGUGGCUGGUGGAUUUCACAGUAGCGGCAACUGUGGUCUAUCUGAUAACAGAGCUCUACUACAGUGUGGCUGAGCCCUCAGGAGAGAUGAACAUCAGUGUGGUCUGGUGCCUGUUAGUCCUCGCUUUUGUCAUUAAGACCCUUUUCUCUCUAACGGCCCACUACUUCAAGCUGGAGGAAGGAGGCGAGCGAUCACUCUGCAUCACCUUUGCUUUCUUCUUUUUUGUCAAAGCCAUGGCCAUUCUCAUUGUCACAGAAAACUACCUGGAGUUUGGUCUGGAGACAGGUUUCGCAAACUUCUCUGACAGUGCUCUACAGUUUCUGGAGCACCAGGGCUUGGAGUCCCAGGGUCCCAUAUCUAAACUCACCUUCAAGCUGAUCCUGGCCCUUCUCUGCUCCCUGAUUGGAGCAUUUCUAACUUUCCCUGGUCUACGAUUGGCCCAGAUGCACCUAGAUGCACUCACUCUGACCACAGCCAAAUUUACACAGACUUUGCUUCAUAUCAACUUCCUGUCCCCUCUUAUCAUGGUCCUGCUAUGGGUGAAGCCAAUAACCAAGGACUACAUAAUGAACCCCACUCUGGGAAAGGAGAAUGUGCCUUUGAUGACUGAGGAUACGUAUGAUACGUUGCGGUUAUGGGCCAUCGUACUGAUGUGUGUGCUCCGACUCGCUAUGAUGAGACAUCAUUUGCAGGCCUACCUCAACCUGGCCCAGAAGGGUGUGGAGCAGAUGAAGAAGGAGGCGGGGCGGAUAAGUACCGUUGACCUGCAGAAGAUGGUUGCACGUGUUUUUUACUACUUGUGUGUAAUCGCACUACAGUAUGUGGCACCACUGGUGAUGUUGCUGCAUACAACUUUGCUGCUAAAAACCUUAGGUGGACACUCCUGGUGGGUCUACCCUGAAGAAGACCUGCCUUGCAUCUAUGAAAUGAACUCUGACUCUGUGAUGGGAGCAGCACCAAUAGCAGCCCCAACACCAGCUCCAGUGGUAGAAAGAGGAGCGCGGGCGUCAGUAGCCCAGCUGUCAGUGGCCCUGGGAGGCCUGCGGACUGUCUUCAGCCCUUUACUUUUCCGGGGCCUCUUCUCCUUCUUUACUUGGUGGAUUGCUGCCUGCCUCUUCUCCACCUCCCUCUUUGGCCUCUUCUAUCAUCAGUAUCUCAUGGCAGCAUAGCAUCACCAACCCAGCAGUGGCAGCGAGACCCCCACGGGGCUGCUGUGUGUUCCGCCUUUUCAGAAAGGACUGAGUGGGAGCAACAGAGGCCUAUUGAUGACUCUGCUCCACAAACUCCCCCUUUCCCUUCCUCCCUCCCUCUGACCACCUCAACAAUGACUGACCAUAUCAUCAGAGCUCCUGGUUCAACUUCCAGUGCUUCCUCCACAGAUGACUCUGUGACACUCGUCAUUGUUUUUAAUACAACGACCACUACCUUUUCAGUUGGAGAGCAAGAUUUAUAAACCUUAAUAACGGACUAAAGUAUGAGUUAGAAGAAUAUUAAUCUGUGUCAGUGGCGUAUUGGCAUAGUAACGAGAAAAUGGUCCAUUUUGCUGUGUGAAAUUUGAAUGAGUUAUGAAUAAUAUAUUUCAGAUGCUGAUUGCGAUUAAUUUUACGUGUUAAUGUGGUGUGGCAGUUUGGCUCAGUUCCACCAGUGUUAGGGGAGAAUUUGAUUCAUGUUCCUGUUAAAAAAAUAUAUAUAUAUAUCACAACUUUCUCGAUCAAGUUUGAUCCAUCAACAUCUCCAGAAUCAUGCAUUUUACUUCAGAAAGCCCUAAAUGCAGCCUCUUACAGCUUAAUGCAUGUCAGUAGGAGUCUGAUUUCAGGCUGUUGACCUCCUAUUUAAAUCCUUUCUUUUUACACUAAGGCUUCUUUCAAUUAGUAUUGGCGAAGAAUUACAUGAGGAAACAUGACUUGAUACAUUCUGUUAGGUCAAACUUUUAUUGGUUGGUUCCAUUGACAUGAAGAGUCAUGCAACUAUCUAUAUUCCAGUCUGUAUUACAGUUACUGAUGGGGCUUCAUUCCAACUCUGAUGUAUUGUAAAGAAGUUUCAUGUAGGUCACAGAAAAUGACUGAAUCUGGACAUGUUCAUGGAAUCACCUUGUUUUCUUUGUAAGUUUUGGGGAAACUGAAACUGCCAUACUUGUGUCCCAUGUUUGUCUUUUAAUCCAAACUUUAAAAAUGUGUGUUCAAACAAGAUUGCCUGCUAUACUCCAAUCCAUUGCCAAGGACCACAAAAUUGUCUAAAAUAGUCUUAAAAUGUUGCGACGAAGACCAGCACGUCUCUGUUUGUAGAAGGAGGGGGAGGAGGAGGAGGGAGGGGCAGCCUGUGGAUAUUCCCAGAAUGGCUGUCAGCCAAAUAGGGUCAGAGUGGAGAACUGAAGAAGAGCUGCACCUGCAGAGGAGAAGGAGGAGAUGUUUAAGCUCAUGGCUAGACAUCUCAGUGACUUGAAGCUGAUGUAUUUAACUGUUUAAUCUGCGUCGUAACCUCCCUGGUUUUAACUGAGCCAUUUUAGAAGAUGAGAGAAUUUUAAGCUCUAUUUUUGAGCAGCAGAGAUGAUUUAAAGGGAGGGCAGCACUGAGGGCUCGCUCAAGGUAUGUGCUUGUGUCCGUGUGUCUGUCUGCAUGUAUAGGAUCGCUGCAGUAAUCUGAAAGGGCAUUGUGAUCAAGAGGAGAUGAUGUCAACUACUGUUGAUAAGCUACCGCCUUUAUGUUCAGCUUUUUUUUUUUAUUAUUAUUUUUUUUAUCUUUUACCCAUCCAUUGCUUUUAAACUCAUUUGAGAACAAUCACUUGUUUUUAUUCUUUUUCUAAUGGAUCAAAUAGUGAAUUUAUAAACGUUUUUUUUUCUUUUUUAAAUGGUGCCAAGUGAGUGUGUCCCCCUGUCCCAAUGGCUAGAUUUGGUGUCUGCAAGUGUUUGAAAUUACAACUGGACUACAACUCUGCGGCCUUUUGUGUUCAGUAGAUCGUUCUUGAUGAAGAGUCACACACCCUGGUUCACAACAACACAUAACGGUGUUUACAGUGUUGCAUACUGUAGUUCUUCAGUGGGUAAAUGUACGCAAAAACAUUGUCAUUGUGCUUUUGAAGCACCAGGCCAAUAUGAUUGUCCAGUCCGUUCAGGAAUGUAGAGUACGUGGUGCCAGAUUAAUUACAGAUGACACAAUCUUGUGGAUUUCUGGCAUUUUAUUUUGUCAAUAAUUAUCAUAGAGCUGUACUUUAUGAAUCCUGGCUCUAUGAGUUUUGGACAGAACACAUUUUACAAAAUCAAGCAGCACCAUAUCACAUUUUUUUAUCUCCUGAUGUCGAAAGUCUUAGCUUCUGUUUUAAAUGAUGGGGAAUAUGCACAUAAUGAAUGUAUCAAUCCUGCCUAAUUUCUAGAUUGUUUUCAUGAAAAUUAUUUGUAUGGUGAGUUGAUUUAACCCCACCCCCUCACUUCCUUUCUCGUCUACUACCAUCUGUUAAAUCUACCUUUUUAAACUAAAUCUAAUUUGUCCUAAUGACUAUUUUCAUUGAUUCAUGUUUGUUUUUGUAUUUAUUACACAUGCUGAGGCCUGUAAACAUUUCUAAUUUUAACAGCACACUCUUUUAUUUUUUAGCGGAGAGCAUGUUGGCUUAAAUCGGUUUUUAAAAAAAAUGUUUGACAAAUCAGUUCCAGAUUAACUCUUUUUUUUAGUAGCUGGGAUACUUUCAGAAUUCAGUGGCCUGCUGAGGCAAUGUUUCUUCUGUUUGUUACCACUGAAAGUGUUUAUUAUUCAUUGUUGAGUUCACAAAGUAAAUUACACACAUUGUUCUUUCAUGUAUUUAUUUCUGCUUUAGAUUUUGUCUUAAAUAAAUUAUGUUCUUUACUAUGUCCUUUUUUAUUUUCACUUUAUGCUCUACUGGCUUCAUACAUGGCCUUAGCAGUGUCACAACAGGGAGAUCGGGUCAUUUACAAAGCUUUAGAUGUGAUCAGCACUUUGUACUUUUUGUGAACUGCUGUGAAAUUCCGAACAAAGAUCUCUAACAUUUGUUUUUAGUGUUGAAAUAACCGCUCAUAAUUGGGUCAGCUUAUAGUCCUAUGAAAGAAGUAGAAGAAUAGAAGUAGAAAUCACAGAUGGAUUUAUUGGUCACAGUCAUUAAAUGCUGCAGAAAAACUGAGUUUGGGUAUUAAAUAUAUACAUAUUCACUUUGAUGAAUUUUGUAAAGUAAGCUCAGCAAGUCAGUAUUCCCAUUGAAGUUUUAUGAUACUCUGGCCCAUACAAGAGAAUGACUAACAACCUCAGAAAUGAUUCCUCACCAAAGACUCGUUGUAAAAUAGUUCAUUGACUCAGUUUGUCUGUCUUGUUGGAUCUCAUUCCCUCCUUUCCUCCAAAUCAUGCCAACAUGGAGGAAAAGUCUUUGAAAUGUGGUUACAAACAAUAAGCUGAUUAUUUGGCAUGUUGUGUGUUGCAAAAUUGUUCACUUGUUUUAGCUCGUUCUGUGCUGUAAAGAAAAUUUUAACAAGCUAAUUUUUUUUUUCUUUAAAAGGAAUGAAGAAAAUGUGAGUGAUUUUUUUACAGAGUCAGAAUGUAGAAAUCUGUUAAAUAAUUUGAAUAAAGUGGUGUUGUUUUAUA